Molecule: messenger RNA, 2031 nt
Organism: Cyclopterus lumpus (lumpfish)
Lineage: Eukaryota; Metazoa; Chordata; Actinopteri; Perciformes; Cyclopteridae
Gene: ppcs
Product: phosphopantothenoylcysteine synthetase
Exons: 4
Coding region: 161-1111 (316 amino acids)
Biological process (GO): coenzyme A biosynthetic process
Cellular component (GO): cytoplasm; nucleus
Molecular function (GO): phosphopantothenate--cysteine ligase activity
Source: RefSeq, a predicted model, not a curated record
GAAUUCAGCUCAGUGGUUUCAGGAAGUACAUAAGUUGUUGUGAAGAAGACGACUGAGAAACAAGCUCGGAAUAUAAAGUAGGACAUUUCGCACUUUUAUCUUUAACUACUUUACUGCAUUCCGGGUGUUAUCGCGGUGGCAAAUGGUCUAACAGCAGGUGAUGGCUAAACCCAGAAUAUCUUCCAUUGACGGGAAGUUAGCAGAAGAAUUUGCCGUUCCCUCCCAUGUCGAGGAGGUCAAAGAGAAGAUGGCUGUUUUCGCCAGGCAUCAUGCGGCAGCAGAUCGCAGGGUGGUUCUCAUCACAUCAGGGGGAACCAAAGUGCCCCUGGAGUCCCGCACAGUUCGUUUCCUCGAUAAUUUCAGCAGUGGCAGACGAGGAGCCUCCUCAGCAGAGUAUUUCAUAGAGUCAGGCUACGCUGUCAUCUUCCUCUACAGGCAUCGCUCCCUUUACCCCUACACACGGAUAUUCUCAAACAUAAACAUGCUGGAUGCCCUGAAGUUCAGUGAUGGUGAAGGAGUAUCCGGUAACGCCGAAGUGGUGGUUAACCAGCAGGUGCUUCCCAACAUUGCCAAAGCACUGAAGCGAUACCAGGAAAUGAAAGAAGGCAAACUCCUUCUGCCCAUCGAGUUCAGCACUCUGUCAGAGUAUCUGCAUCUACUCAAAGCAGCAGCGCAGGCACUCAGCACAAUAGGAUCCAAGGCCAUGUUUUACUUGGCUGCAGCUGUGUCUGAUUUCUAUAUCCCAGCAUCUGAGAUGCCUGAACAUAAAAUCCAGUCUUCCAAUGGACCACUUCAACUCAGUAUGAACAUGGUCCCUAAGAUACUGUCCCCGCUGGUGAAAGACUGGGCACCUCAAGCUUUUGUCAUAUCGUUUAAGCUGGAGACAGAUGCGACCAUCCUGCUGGACAGGGCUCGACGGGCUCUGGACACCUACAGGCACCAGGCAGUAGUGGCCAACGUGCUGGACUCUAGACGGGGUUAUGUGGUGGUGGUGACCCCCGAAACUCAGGCUGAGCUGAUCAUCACAGAGGAGGAUGUGAAGAAUGAAGUGGAGAUAGAAGAGAGGAUAGUGAGCAACCUGACAUCAGCACACAACAAGUUCAUAACUUGAUAAGGAGGUUGACCGAAAUCAUCAACACUGCAUGUUUGUGCUCUUACCCGAUCUGGUGUUUGGCUUCGAUUUCUAAUUGCCCAUUACGCUGUCUUACUGUAUAUGCUGCUAGGUUGCAUAACUUUAGUAAUAAUUAGAACUAUUAACAAAUUAUGGCUUCCUUGUACUUUUAAUGUGCUUUAAAAACAGACCACUUCGUUAUGUUGUCUCUGAACAGAUACAAUAUAAAAGUUUAUUCACAUUGCGCAAUGAUCUAGAACAAAAAACUAAUUUUGAUGACUUUACAACAACAGUUAUUGACAGCUGAAUAAUUCAGUGACAUGCUUUUACCUAUAAGAAACAUUACAUUUAGACUUUUGGUAAUUUUUAAAUCCUGCGAUUCUACUUUGCAGCAUUCUUGCAUGGUUACUUAAGUUUGACACUCUUCUUGACACCAGCACGAAUACCAGACAGCUCCCCGCUGUAUCUCGUCACCUCCCGACGAACAUCUCGCACCUGGUGAAUAGGAACAGAACGUGUUUGACACGGACACAUAUACUCUUGAUUCAAACUGAUGAGCUUUAUGAUGCACUUAAACAGUGUAAUAAAAAUGGUCUCAUCAAUGUGCGGAAUACAAACCUGGCCCUUUCUGCGGAUGUUGGCUCGUCUGAACUUCUCUCUGUGCUUGACUCUGGGAUUACGAUCAAUUUUCUUCCUCUUGGGUGUCAGCCCCUUGUUCUUGGCCAUCUGUGGAAUAGGUAGAGGCACAUUAUUAGAAAAACUAUUCUGGAAUGACGGUUCAAUAUGUAAAUGAAUACAGUGUGAGGGGCACCAUAUAUUGAGGGAAAAAAAACUGUUGUAAGCUGGCUCUGAUGUACUUUUAGUUUUCAAGCACACUCAUGAACCAAAAAACAAUAAAAUAUACAUGUUACCCUCUUUAA